Molecule: messenger RNA, 1914 nt
Organism: Fusarium poae
Lineage: Eukaryota; Fungi; Ascomycota; Sordariomycetes; Hypocreales; Nectriaceae
Exons: 4
Coding region: 1-1914 (637 amino acids)
Biological process (GO): regulation of DNA-templated transcription
Molecular function (GO): DNA-binding transcription factor activity, RNA polymerase II-specific; zinc ion binding
Source: RefSeq, a predicted model, not a curated record
AUGCCAACUCGUCUUGUGACGCGUCGUACUCAAUUUUCCAGUUGCGAUGAAUGUCGCCGAUCGCGUGUAGCGUGUGACGCUCAAAGGAACCCCGACAAUCCACCUGGAGACCCUUCUUCGCCGUGCACAAGAUGUCGGAACCGGAAUCAAGCAUGUACUUUCCAGUGGCUUGAAAAUACCAGAGCAAAUACUGCUUCGAGUGCAAAGGGGAAGUCUCGUCGAAGUCGAAGGACAAUCUCGCGGCCAAUAAGUGAUACAUCCUCGACACAAGCCAGCCAUGGUACAGAUACUUUUGAACAGCCGGCCCCGGACGAUGUUCCUGCUUUCGAAGCAGAUAUCGCUAUCUGUGGCGAAAGCUCGACGGUUUCGGCGGUUCCCCCAAAGUCAGUAUCCCCAUCACGGUACACAAACCCACAUGGGGACUGCGUGGGUGAUGCCAGUAUGGGGCCACUGGAUACCAUAUGGCUCGAUACACUGUACAGAGAAGGGUUCGAGGUUGUAUUUGGCUCCUGGAUGGGAAGCUAUAGCUGUCCAUUUUUAUUUGGCCAUAAUCUGGCCGAUAAGUACGUCAGUAUAUCUGAUCUCUGUCGCCAUCUCGAUGAGUGCAUAUUAGACUCGGGCAGCAGUGGAGUGGUUGGUCGAGGUGAGGACGCUCAACAGUCUCUGCAAAGCACCAUUUGUUCCUUUGCUGCACGCUGGCUUCCUGUAACUUCUGUGGCAGAGCCUUAUGAAAAUCACCUGAGCCAUGUUCAGAGUCUUUGGAGACAUGCCCGAAGAGACAUGCUGCGCGUCAUCAACAGACCUUCUUACCGAUCCAUGUUAUCAUUGCUAUUAUUUGCUCUAACACCAAUACCUGAAGGAAUCUCGGAGGAGGAAGAGACAGACGGCAUAUCCGGCCAAGCUUGCGUCCAUGCUGCCUUGCAACAAAUUCAAACUUUACGAGCUCGCCAAAGAAAUCUUCAGUUCAGUGGCUCCAAAGUCUCCCCUUCACUAAGGUCAGAAACCAUCGUCACAACACCCGAAUCAAUCGAAUCCUCUGGAUUCAUCAACGCCGAAAGCACCGUAUACUGGGCCGCCCUGACAUUUGAUACAUCAGCGUCCUUAACUCUGAACUGUCGAUCUUUGUUGUCCUCAAACAUCUUCGGCUUCGAGUCUGAGAUGCCCUGGCGUCUGGUCAGGACUUGUGCCAAGAUGUUCGAUGAAAAUGCCCGUCAAUGGAGGCAAGCAAGCUCCGACAUGACAGAUGACAGGGCGAACCAGAUAAUUGCUGCUGGUGCGUCUUGGAAGCUCCUCGGGUGGAAGUUGACUGCGAUAUUCAAGGAAGCUCUGCGUGAUGGCCACGAGGAGCUCGAAGUACGAAAGGCCUAUUUCGCUGUGGUGGAUUCCAUAAAGCAGUUUGGUAUUAUUUACCGUCCUCUUUUAGACGAGUGCCACAAGAGAAUGCCAUUUCUUGGUCAACAGACCAAGCUACGUUGGUUUUCUCUUAUGCUUCACUACCACCUCAGCAUAUUAAUGCUAGUCGACAUCAUCGAAGCUACCGAUCGUCGAGACCUAUUGCAGGAUAUUACAGACAUAAUCAUCGAUGCCGAGAACACAAUCAUGAACACGCUGGCCUUUGGCCUUCAUAAUACCUUUACACUAAAACGGCCCCUCGACGAUUCUCACAAUGGAGGGAGAUCAGUAUUUACAGUACCAAUCGUGUCUAUUGAUCCCUACCCGCAUCAUGCAGUUGCAGGGGUGCAGCUACUACGAAAGGCAAUUGACCGUGAUUUUGGAGUAGGAAAGAUUACGGAAGACACGUAUCAGAGUUUACUCUCGACGUUGCAACAAACUUUAAAGUACCUACCACAAAGUUCAAGAUCUGUUCAAGCCGCGAUAGCAAAGUUUUCAACGGUUUCAGCCAAUAUGCCAUAA